CUAUAAUGAAAUACUUAGGAAUUUAAGGGGAAUAAAUGAAAACAAUUGUAAAACAUUGAACAGGAAAAGCUUUCUCCUCUCGCCGUCUUUCCGUCUUCGACUCUCUCUCCCCUCUGCGCAGCCAGCCAUGGUGUCCGGCUCGGACCCAGCGGAAGAAGAAGCAAUACGCCACAAAAACCUAGCGGAAUCGAAUUUCAGAAAGUCAAACCUGGAAUCGGCCCUGAAUCACGCGCGAACAGCUCUCCGCCUGUCCCCGAGCACCGAGGGUCUCUCCUCGAUGGUCACCGCCUUCGAGAUCAUCAGCUCCGCCGCCGAUUCAGUCGCCGGAGAUUCCCCAGAGUGGUACAGGAUUCUCCAAGUUGAGCCUUUCUCUCACACGAAUACGAUAAAGCAACGGUAUAGGAAGCUGGCUUUGGUGUUGCAUCCUGAUAAGAAUCCCUACGUGGGUUGCGAGGAGGCGUUUAAGCUUGUGAAUGAGGGAUUUAGGGUUUUCUCUGAUAGGAUUAGGAGGAAAGAGUAUGAUAUGAAGCUUAGGAUUAGGAUUCAGGAGGAGAGUGCUAGUGCUGUAGACACUGGUGGUGGUGAAACGUCGACGUUUCGGACGGCUUGUUCGGGUUGCCUGUCACUGCAUAAGUUCGAUAAGAAGUAUUUAGGGCAUAAUUUGAUGUGCCCUAAGUGCAAGAAAAGCUUCGAGGCAAAGGAAAUUGAGAAGGAAGAAGAGGGCAAAGAUGGAUGUGACAAUGGAGCUUGUUCGAGAAACAAGAUCAUAACAUAUAGGAGGAGGAAAACGAUCGGUAUCAAGGAGAUGAGCGAGCAGAAGGCAGAAGCUCCAAUUCAAUUAGAGGGUUUGGAUGAAGAAUCCGGGGAAGGAGAUGAUGAAGGGAUGACUUUAGCUCAAAUGCACUCGAUAAUAAAGAGAAAUAGGGCUAAUAAGUUGAAAUCGAAGAUAGACGAGAAAUAUAACCGUGAAGAAAACAUGGAAAGGGAUACACAAGAGAAAUCUUUAGAGAUUUUGAUGGAGAUGAGUGCUAACAAAGAGAAUGGAAAAGGAGAAACAUCGAAGAACGGAAAGAACAUGACGGAUUUGACCGAGGUUGUGGAUUUAGAGGCCGAGACAAGCGUUAACAGGAAAAGGAGACGGAAUACAUUCAGCCAAGAAAGCGAAAUGGAUGAAUCUGAUUUAUAUGAUUUUGCAAAGGACAGGACAGUAAGGAGCUUCAAGAAAGGGCAAGUUUGGGCGAUGUACACACGCGGUGGUGAAGAUAGAAUGCCUAGGAGUUACUGUUUGAUCGGUGAAGUUUUCUCCUUGAACCCUUUCAAGGUACAGAUCAGUUGGUUGAAAUUGGAGAACGAAAAACUGAUUUCUUGGGCGAAAACCGGUUAUGAUAAUCCUUGUGGGAUGUUUAGGGUUUCCGAGAAAACCCUGGUGAAACAGCUCAAACCAUUCUCUCAUGUUGUGGACUGUGAAAGAGCUGCACGAGAAGUAUAUGUAAUCUAUCCGAGGAAAGGCUCGGUCUGGGCAGUACACACGAAAAACGAUCCAGUUUCCCGAGGAAGAAACGACAGAGGCUAUGACAUUGCAUUGUGCUUGACAAUGUACAGCGAUACGUAUGGCCUAAGCCUGGCGUAUCUAGAGAAGGUCGAAGGGUAUAUGAGUCUUUUCAAGAGACGGGAAUUCGGGUCAGAGGCAAUCAGGUGGCUCGGGAAAGACGAUGUCUCUGUGAUGCUCUCGCAUCAGAUCCCGGCCAGGAAGCUUCCGGAAGAUCAGUCCCCGGAUGGUGUGAAAGAGUGUUGGGUGAUUGAUCCUGCUUCUCUUCCUCCUGAUUUGAUCACUGAUACAACAUGAGAAAAAGAGAGGAGUACAUUUCAUGUAAUGUUGUAAGUUUAUAGCAUUGGUUUUUAGACUAGGAACAGAACGUAACUGGAAAAUGUUUGGUUUCAUGGGCAUGUUUCUGCUUUCUAGUUCUAAAUUGAUCAAAGAUUCUGCCA
Messenger RNA from Tarenaya hassleriana, 1989 nucleotides. RefSeq lists its product as uncharacterized. The record is from RefSeq and is a predicted model, not a curated record. Bases 128 to 1846 code for a protein of 572 amino acids. The transcript is spliced from 2 exons. Lineage: Eukaryota; Viridiplantae; Streptophyta; Magnoliopsida; Brassicales; Cleomaceae.